GCCUCCCUCUCCUCCACCGCCCGCCGCUAGCUCAUUGCGCCUCUCCUGCAGUCUGGUUGGAACCCGCUCCGUCUCCGGCUCCAGCCUCCACUCCGGCCCCCAUUUCGGCUCCAGCCUCGCACCCAGUUCCGGCCCUCAAUCUUCCUGGUUGCAUCCUCCCUCCCCGUUCCUGCCCUGCGCCAGCUCCAGCCUCGGGAUUGAGUAGCCGGUCCCUCAAGCCAUGGCUGGUCCCUUCUCUCGUCUGCUGUCCGCCCGCCCGGGGCUCAGGCUCCUGGCUUUGGCUGGAGCUGGGUCUCUAGCCGCUGGGUUUCUGCUCCGCCCGGAACCUGUAAGAGCUGCCAGUGAACGACGAAGGCUGUAUCCCCCGAGCGCUGAGUACCCAGACCUCCGAAAGCACAACAACUGCAUGGCCAGUCACCUGACCCCAGCAGUCUAUGCCCGGCUCUGCGACAAGACCACACCCACUGGUUGGACGCUAGAUCAGUGUAUCCAGACUGGCGUGGACAACCCCGGCCACCCCUUCAUCAAGACUGUGGGCAUGGUAGCUGGAGAUGAGGAGACCUAUGAGGUAUUUGCUGAGCUGUUUGAUCCUGUGAUACAAGAGCGACACAAUGGAUAUGACCCCCAAACAAUGAAACAUACCACUGACCUGGAUGCCAGCAAGAUCCGUUCUGGCUACUUUGAUGAGAGGUAUGUAUUGUCCUCGAGAGUCAGAACUGGCCGAAGUAUCCGCGGACUCAGUCUUCCUCCAGCCUGCACUCGGGCAGAGCGACGAGAAGUGGAACGUGUUGUAGUGGAUGCACUGAGUGGACUGAAGGGUGACCUGGCUGGACGUUACUAUCGGCUCAGUGAGAUGACAGAGGCUGAGCAGCAGCAGCUUAUUGAUGAUCACUUCCUAUUUGAUAAGCCUGUGUCCCCAUUGCUGACUGCAGCAGGAAUGGCUCGAGACUGGCCAGAUGCUCGUGGGAUCUGGCACAACAAUGAGAAGAACUUCUUGAUCUGGGUGAAUGAGGAGGAUCAUACACGGGUCAUCUCCAUGGAGAAGGGUGGCAACAUGAAGAGAGUGUUUGAAAGAUUCUGUCGAGGCCUCAAAGAGGUGGAGCGGCUGAUCCAGGAACGUGGCUGGGAGUUCAUGUGGAAUGAGCGUUUGGGAUACAUCUUGACCUGUCCGUCUAACCUGGGCACUGGACUUCGGGCAGGAGUGCACGUCAAACUGCCCCUGCUAAGCAAAGAUAGCCGCUUCCCAAAGAUCCUGGAGAACUUAAGGCUCCAAAAGCGUGGUACUGGAGGAGUGGACACAGCUGCCACAGGCAGUGUCUUUGACAUCUCUAAUUUGGACCGACUGGGCAAGUCAGAGGUGGAGCUGGUGCAGCUGGUCAUCGAUGGAGUAAACUAUUUGAUUGAUUGUGAACGGCGUCUGGAGAGAGGCCAGGAUAUCCGCAUCCCUCCACCUCUUGUCCACAGUAAACAUUAAAUCCCCCUCCCCAGAAGAUGACUCAAGAUCCCCAGGAGUUCUGCUCAUUCUAAUGUGGCCCAUUCUACUUGCCUUGGAUGCCCCCAACUCCUUCUGUCCUAGUAAAGACUCCUUGCUAUGCUCUA
Messenger RNA from Mirounga angustirostris (Northern elephant seal), 1599 nucleotides. RefSeq names its product creatine kinase U-type, mitochondrial. Gene Ontology annotation, molecular function: creatine kinase activity. The transcript is spliced from 9 exons. Gene Ontology annotation, biological process: phosphocreatine biosynthetic process. Lineage: Eukaryota; Metazoa; Chordata; Mammalia; Carnivora; Phocidae. The record is from RefSeq and is a predicted model, not a curated record. Gene Ontology annotation, cellular component: mitochondrion. Bases 221 to 1474 code for a protein of 417 amino acids.